This is a messenger RNA of Funneliformis geosporum, 120 nucleotides long. NCBI's taxonomy places the organism in Eukaryota, Fungi, Glomeromycota, Glomeromycetes, Glomerales, Glomeraceae. The record is from the annotation of a GenBank genome assembly.
AUGACAUCAUCAAUACAACAAACCCGUUGUGGAAAUUUUGUACCACAUGUUGCUUUUGAAGAAAGGUGUAACCAAAUGUACGGACAUCUACUCCUUCCAUUAAAAGGUCAAUUAGACUAG